Messenger RNA from Phalaenopsis equestris, 1332 nucleotides. RefSeq names its product CASP-like protein 1C1. The record is from RefSeq and is a predicted model, not a curated record. The transcript is spliced from 3 exons. NCBI's taxonomy places the organism in Eukaryota, Viridiplantae, Streptophyta, Magnoliopsida, Asparagales, Orchidaceae. The coding region runs from base 639 to 1121 and encodes 160 amino acids.
CCUUUAACGAUAUUUUAGAUGAUUUUGUUAGGAGAACUUGAAGUGUUUGAUGUUGAUAAAUAUAGGGAUGGCAUGAUCAAUUGCUGUAUUUUGCUGAAGGCGAUGUAUUUGUGUUGGCAAAUUAAACGGAAAUUUGGAUACACUGAAAGUGCAGCCGUACUAAAUGGCACUGGAAAUGAUUUUAAUCAUCCAUCUUAUUCCUACCUAUUAAAAAUUUAUGCCUCGCCUCAACCACCUCUGCACGCCCUUUGUCUUCUUCCCCCUACUUCCAGAAAUAAAAUAAAAAAAAAAGAAAAAGAAAAAAAUCUCCCAGAAGUUAUAUUGAAUUGAUUCUUUAAUUACAUCAUCCUGAAGAAAAUUCUCUACAGAAGUCAUCAAUCUAACCUUGUCACAUAGUUGCCUAAAUAUUCACACCUAUGAUAGCUACACGCCUGAAUACCCUUGCACCUUUCAAGGAUGCUGGGUAUUGGUUGCCAAUUGGACCCCACCACCCGCUUAUGUUCCAUCCUAACCUCUCAUCUCCCUCCUUUAGUUAAACACCCUUAUCUACCCCCUCCAAUUUUCUCUUUUUAAUUGCUCCUCCAAGUUCUUCUCCUAAACUCUUAACUUCUCAAUUCACCGCCAACAUCACUCCAACAAUGGCCAAGGCUUUCAGGCCCUGCACUCACUUGCUCAGAUUUCUAGCUAUGGCAGCCACCAUCGCCGCCACAUCAAUCAUGGCCACUUGCCAUGAGACCACCACCUUUUUCGGCGUCACCAUUAAGGCCGAGUUUUAUCAAUCCCCCUCUUUCACGUUCUUCGUUGUAGCCAAUGCCAUUGCCGGUGCCUAUAGUCUGCUUGCUCUCUUUGUGCCUCCUGGAGGUCUCAUUUCAAGAUGGGUUGUUGUGUUGGAUGUUAUUACUGCAAUGCUACUGACGGCUGCAAUGGCGGCAGCUGCAGCAAUUUCGCACGUGGGGAAGAAGGGAAACGAGCAUGCUGGAUGGCUUCCUAUCUGUGAUGAGGUCCCAAAGUACUGCAACCAGGUCAUGGGAGCCCUCAUAAGUGGCGCCAUUGGACUUCUUCUCUACACUAUAAUUGUUAUUCACACCAUAACUAAUGCGGUCAAUCCUCUUUUUCCCUGAACAAGUGGAGCUCAAAUAGACUUCACCCUUACAAGCUUGUUUUGUUUUUCAAAUAUUAUUACAUUCAUGUCACAAGUUUGUAUUCUAACUGCUUAUUUAAUUAUGGAUACAACUUAUUUUUCAAAGAUGCUUUUUCUUGCAUGUUUCGCAAUUUGGCAUGUUGCAGAAGGUUUUUUUUACCUUAUGGCGAUGUUAAUCACCUGUGAUGUAA